AUGUUUAAUCUUCUAAAUAUUUAAAAGAGAUAAUCAAAUGGCAGUACUAAUUUUGAUGACGAAAAAGGAAUAAAUAAAAAUUUUUAGUAAAACACUAAAGAAAAGUUUCUCUCUUCAUUUAAAUAGCAGCAGUAAACAGCAACCUUACCUGUCAAUUUUUAAGCUAAUUCUUAAACAUAGUAUGAGAAUAACAACAUUUAUUUCAGGUCAAGUACAAGCCACAAUAACAGAUAAAGUGGUAUGUUAAAACAAAUUCCCAUGAGUGCUUAAGGAAAUUCAAGAAGCUCUCAUCAAAUUCAAAGGUUAGCAUCUGCUCUAAGAGUUCCUAGUGGACAUACAAUUAAUGGAAUAAACUAAUUAGAAUUUGAUUAAGCUAAUUUACCUCAUUCAUAAGAUUAAAUGUCUGUCUUAAAUAACUAAUUUCCUAAUUUCCCUAAUAAAUUUAAAAAAGAAAGAAUCGCCUCUGCAGUAAUGAGUUAGAAGUAUAUUAAGAAACUUGGACCUCGACCUGAAACUAGUAAAAUAAAUCAAACUUAAUAAAUGUAGUAAAAAUAUAUGGAUAUGUUCAACUAACCAAAAAAUUUACUGAAUCAGGUUAUUUCCAUAUAAGAAACUUAGAACUAAUCGAAAAAGUUCUUUACUGAAAAUAGAGUAAAGACGGCAUCUACUCGUUCUUAAACAUAUAAAGAAAUAGAAUCAUUGGCUGAUAUCAAAGAUUUCAAGCAAAUCAUGUAUGAUAAUCUUUAGAAAAAACAGCUGGAAGGUAAAAAUCACAUAACAUUUGCAACUAUAGACCGUGCUAAAACAGCAAAUGAGCUAUAAAGAAAGACAAGUUAAAACAAAGCAAAUUUGAAAAAUUAAGAACUAGAAAAUAUUGAUGAUGAAUCAGAAAAUCCUUCCAAAAAAAGCGAAUAAGUUAGUUACCAAUUACCCCCAAGAGCAGAAACUGCUUAAAUUGGGUCAGUUUCUUCAAAUACACUUUAAAAAGAAGCAAAUAGACUAAAUAAUGAUGUCCACAGUCACUUAAAAAAGCACAUGAAUUUAAAAAAUUAAAAUGCACAAGGAAGCACUACUAAUCUAUAAGAGAGACCAUAAACAAAUGCUGUUGGAUAAAGAUAGCCAGUAAGCAAUAAUUUUUUUGGAGACCUAAAACCUUAAGAGGAAUUAUAAAAUCAAUAUGAUUAAAAUUAUAAAAUAGAUGAAUAGCAUUAAAACGCUUAGAUAGAUAAUUACAAUAAAGUUACUAAUCAGAAACUAAAAUAGGAUUUUGUUAUAGGUUAGGAGUAAGAAUUUACAAACAAGAGAAAAAAUGUUUAGAUACACUUAGAUUCUACGCUAAAAGAAAAGCUUUAAAUUGAUUUAAAUAAAUCUUCAUAAAAUCCUCCUAGCUCUGCUUUGAAAUCACCUUCAACAUUCAAUAAUACACCUAAAUCAUUUAAAGGCGUACAACCAACUCCUAAGAAUACUAAAUCUUUAGGGAGAAAGAGUUUUAAAAAUUAAAAUAAUAAGAAUGAUCCUUAAUCCCUGAAUUAAUUGAAUUAGCAGGACUAUGAGAAUGCUUAAAAGGAAGAAAUAGUGUUUCGUCUCAAUUUGAAAAGCAAAGCUUUGACUCAGGCAGAAUUAAACUACAUCAUUAAGAAUAGAAGAUAGUAUUAGCAAGAUUUAUAGCCAUAUAUGGAAACACUAUAGAAAUAAUUUGAUGAUAAUCAUACAGAUUUAUUUGGGUCUAAAAAAUAAAUGACUUUUUCAGUUUUAGAUGUUCCAACGAUUGUAAAUUUAGAAAAUCCAAUUAGCAAUUCUGAAUAGAACCUACAUAAUAAAGAUGUUGUAAUAAACUAACAAAAUAUUGUUGAAUAAGAAAAGUUCUUUUUUGAUCAUCCAAACAACAUUCAUGAUCAACUCAAAGAAUAUGGCGAAGAGCUAAGAUAAAAGUUUGAAAAGUAUCAUCUAGAGGAUCAACUAGAUUUUAAAAGAUUUUAAUAGAAAAAAGAAUAAUUUGUUUAUAAUUUCUUAAAUACCAAUGAAGAAGGUGUUAGUUAACACGAACUAAAUCUUAUUAUGGAAGAAUAUAAAUUACCAUCAAAUGAAAGAGAUUAUGAAUUCUUAGAUACUAUUGCUGAAAGACUCAAAUUCUUUAAGAGAUUUACAAAGCCAACUAGGAUGUAUUUACUUAAGUUAGCAAAUAUAGUGCAAUAUCCAGCUGACUAAAUUAUUUUCAAUUAAGGAGAUGAAGGUGAUUUAAUGUAUGUUAUAAUCAGAGGUGCUUGCCAUGUUAGAAUAAAAAGAAUUAGUCCUGAUGGGAAAGAUGAUAGUUUGGUUGUUGCUACACUCUAUGAUGGAUAGUAAUUUGGUGAAUUGGCUCUUAUGAAUUAAAAGAAAACAACUAACAUAGUCAAAUCAAUCAAGGCAAAUGACCUUGGUCCAAUUAGAAUAUCUCAAAUUAAAAAGGAAUUAGAGAAACAACCUUUAUUUAACAAAGUAGAAGAUCAAGAAGAAGAAGAAGAAUCAAAGAACAAAGACGAUAAAAAGAUUAAAGAUAAAAAUGUAAAAAAAUAAAAGAGUGAGGAAGAUUUAAAUAAAAUGCUUGAAGAAGCCAAUAAAAAUUCAUCUAAAAGAGCUGCAACGAUUGAAACUUGUGAAGUAACAACUCUUUUUACAGUAUCGAGAGAUUAUUUCAAAACUAUAUUGUUGGGACUUAUUUAAAAAGAACUUGAUGUUAAGCUGAAACUAUUAUAGACCUUAUCAUUUUUUGAAUAUAUGGAUCCUGUGAGCUUAAUUCCAUUAGCUAAUUUAGUUGAAGUAAAAAAAUAUAAGUUAGGUGAAAUUCUAGUUAGAGAAGGUCAAGAACCAAAUAAUUUAUUUAUUGUAAGCUCUGGAAGAUUAAAAAUUAUAAAAGAAGAAGUUAUUGUGAGAAACAAUUUCGUUAUGGGAAGAGAAAGAAAAUUCUCUAAUAAAAAAUUAAGCUUUGGAAUUAAAGAUUACACUAAGAUCAUACCAGAAGGAACUGCAAAGAAAAAUACACUAGUUGACAAUACAAAAGUUUCCUAAGAUUCUGAAAGCGAUUAUGAUGACUUUGAUAAUGAUGCUCCUCUUAAAGCUGCUAACUAUGAAAUUAUUUAUGCUGACGACUAAAAUAUAGCAUAUAAAUACCAACAUGAAUUUGGUUCUUUAGUGAGAGGAGAUUUCUUCUUUGGCCGUGCCAUUUUAUUAGAAUACUUAAAAGUGGAUCCAGCAGCUGAAGAUGAAUAUUAAACAGAUCCAAGAGAAAGGGCAAAAUUAACAGUUAUUGCAGACUCAGCUGAAAUAGAAGUAUAUAUCCUUGAAAGAGAUAAAAUUCAUCUCAUUCCCAAUCUUUUAAGACGAACUAUGAUUGAUGGGCUUAUAACAAGAAAAGAAUAUGAUGCCAUUUAUACAACAUAGGUAAGCUAGUGGUCAAAAUAAUGGGAUAAAUAUAAAUCAAAUCUUUUAGAAUAAAUAAAAGUAGAAAGAAUAUACAAAAAUUCUCUUAAAUGA
Tetrahymena thermophila SB210 is the source of this 3513-nucleotide messenger RNA. RefSeq names its product cyclic nucleotide-binding domain protein. The record is from RefSeq and is a predicted model, not a curated record. The transcript has 10 exons. NCBI's taxonomy places the organism in Eukaryota, Ciliophora, Oligohymenophorea, Hymenostomatida, Tetrahymenidae.